AUGGCGGAUUCCUCUCCUCCUUUACCUUCGCGCACUAUGUCUCCGCCACCGAAGCGACCAACGAUCGAUACGACGCUUGUAGUAUCGUCGCCUAGGCCUUCUCCUCCACAACCGCUGGAUGGUACGAUUAUCGUGGACGAACCGAGCGAACUUGGAGAUGCGGAACUCAAAAAAUCACGUCGUCAGCCAGCCAUCUAUCCAAACACACUCAGAGCUACCCCCAAGCCUUUCAGUCGGAGCGCAGCCAAGCGGGAGAGUGUCAUGGCCCUAGGGAGCAUUGAACAUUUACAGCAUUAUUUCACCAAGACGGGAUUACAAUCCAAACAUCGACCCAUGACGAGGAACAAAGGACUUGUACCUGCUAUAGGCGGCAAACACGUCCGAGCGGCGAGUUCAGUGACUAGUAUUCCGGAAUUACCGCCCUCUCCCAUGGUCCCUAUUUCAUCGACCCGAAUUCCAUUUGUGCAUUUGCCCAAAUCGUACCAUGUUGAUUCUGCUCAACUUAAACCAGGGGUUAUACGUGAUUUAAAGGCGGUUGAACAGGCGUGGAGGAUUACCCCUGAAGUUACCACCCCGGAUGCAUCUCCCUCGCUUGGUCCGACCACCCAGUCCCCCAACCCCAACGCAAGAUUCGACGUCCUUGACACGUUACGCAUUACCACGCAUGCUAUUCGGGCCGUUCGGGACUAUGUCGUUUCGUUACCAGACGACCAUCCGACACACACAGGCAAAGCACUGGGAGUGUACCGGUCACCCGUGUUUUCGGCUCCAGGAACGAAAAAGGACCCGAUGGUGCAGAUGAAUCUUGGCGUGCAAAGUUUAGCUAGUGUCUUGGCCUCAAGUCUGCCUGCUUCUCCUGGACGAGGAGGGCCAGGACCAGGGACGGGGGCGAGAGUGGUCAGUCCCACGCCGAGCAUAGGCAGCGUUCCCGGUUCACCCUCCAAGCCCCGUCCGAGCGUAGGUCCAGGAGCGGGUGUGUCCACUCAGCCGUUUCCUUCUCGUCCCGAAGAUCCUGUCGCACUCGUUCGGCGCGCUGCUCUGGACGUAUUGAUCUCUCUCCGGUCGUUGGAAGAAAAGUCCCGCAUUGUCGAUCCGUCGGUCACACCCGAGCGGCCAUCAUCGUCUAUGCUGAGCGCCCAACCUCACGACCAACACAGCGCCAGCUCACGAUCCAACACCCCGGCGUUCCUAUCCAACUCGGGCGACGAAGCCGACAAAGACUCUGCCACGUCCUUUUCGCAAACCCAAUCGCAGAACCUACCGCGCCUGCGCACACCGACGGGCGCAUCGACCGAGACGGUGCUCGUGCACGGGCGGGGCGCGGUGCAAGUAUGGUCCGAAUCGGACGAAGAGGACUUGUUCGCCGACGAGCCUGAGAAAAAGGAGGUCUGGGACGAACGGCUCGUGCUCGGUGGCGGGUGGCUUUACCGCCCGGACCUCGCCCCCGCCGACGUGCACGACGCCAAGACUGCGGUGGGGCGGUACCUCGACGUGGUUGAUGCGCUCUUGUUCCGUGGUCGUGGGGCCGGGCGGCGAGGGUGGGAUCGCGAGCGGCGCAAGAGUCGCAAGUCCGAGUUGGCGAGUGGCGGGUCGGAUACUCCUUCCUCGAGCUUGGUGAUGAGUGAUUCCGAGGACGAGGUUGCGAGUCGGAGGGUGAGCGAUACGAUGAAGUAUUUGAGCGUCUUGAGCGAGCGGGAAGAGGGGAUUAUUGAAGAGAAUGAAGAGGAAGAGGAAGAAGAAGGGGAUGGAGACGAGGAUGGGUUGCCGGACUGGGCGAGUGUGGAACCGUUUGGCGGAGACUUGAUCGGACGAACAACGUCUCUCCUCCGGUUCCUUCUCCCAACUGAACUUUCGAGCCUCAUCCCCCCUGCGCCGACACGGGAAACCCUGCUCAACGUCCUCUCGGACGGACAUAUGCUAUGCGUGGCGUACAACUCGGGCGUGCGAAAAUCGAAAAAGGCGUGGGGGUUUAUUAAUGCCGAGAGCAUACACGAGACUGCGCUUGCGACGAGUGAAGAGCGGGCUGCUGGGAGCUGGACGUUUAGGCGUAGGGAAAACUUGGGCUUGUGGGCUGCCGCACUCAAACUUCGCUAUGUAAUCGACAUUGUCCCCGUGGAACACUCGACGGCGCCGACUCGGCAUUUCCACCAAGCACCGCAGCAGAGCGAGGCGCAGCAUGGACAGAUACGAUACGCGCCCAACCAGUUUUCGCCGAUUGUGGUUGCAAAGCACGAGGCUGGGUGGGAGGAUAUGCUCGAGAGGGCGAUGUGGGAUCAAAAAGCGGAGCGCGACCAACGGAUUUUUCCAGUGGACUCCGUCUUGGUCUUGGGGGUGUUUCUCUUAUACACACCAGUCACCCUCUUUACUCCUGCUCUUUCCUUUGAGCAUAGAGGACCAACCUUCAAAAUGAACUCGACGACGCUCGGUCAUCAUGCGAGCGCGCAAGAGCUGUACGCCGCUGCCGGCACCGACUUUUCCAAUCUUAGCUGGUUAGAGAGUCAGUGGGCUGCAUGGUACAUGUGGAUUGGGAACCCAAUUAUUGCUACUGGCUUGAUGAGCUUUAUCAUGCACGAGGUUGUAUACUUUGGACGAUGCAUUCCUUGGAUCAUCAUUGAUGCCAUGCCCUACUUUAAUCGAUGGAAACUCCAGCCUGGAAAAGUGCCAUCGGCAAAGGAGCAAUGGGAAUGCACCAAACUCGUGCUCUUUUCCCACUUUACCAUCGAACUCCCCCAAAUCUGGUUCUUCCACCCCUUGGCAGAAGCAUGCGGUAUGCAGACCUGGCAAGUCCCGUUCCCGUCGUGGCAAACCAUUGCCGCCCAAGUCGCAUUCUUCUUCGUCUUUGAAGACGCCUUUCACUACUUCGCCCACCAAGCGCUGCACUAUGGACCCCUGUACAAGCACAUUCACAAGAUCCACCACAAGUACUCGGCUCCCUUUGGUCUUGCUGCUGAAUACGCCCAUCCGGCCGAGGUGUUGAUUCUAGGCACGGGCACGAUCGGCGGACCGUUGUUGUACUGCUGGUUCACCCAAAACUUGCACAUUUUCACCGUGUACAUUUGGGUCACUUUGAGGCUCUUCCAGGCCAUUGAUGCUCAUUCCGGUUAUGAUUUCCCGUGGUCGUUGAACCGUAUCAUCCCGUUCUGGUCUGGUGCGGAUCAUCAUGACUUCCAUCACAUGGCCUUUGUCAACAACUACUCGACCUCGUUCCGCUGGCUCGACUACAUGUUCGGCACCGACGACAAGUACCGAGCGUACAAGGCUCGUCUUGCCUCUGCAAGCGCCAAAGAUCGUGCCGAGCUCGAGAAGAAGCUGUUGGAAGAGACCGAGCAGGAGGGUAUUGUCGCUGCCAACGAGGCCGAAAAGAAGAGUGCAUUUGGGCGAAAGGGCAAGAGGGACUGA
Molecule: messenger RNA, 3399 nt
Organism: Rhizoctonia solani
Lineage: Eukaryota; Fungi; Basidiomycota; Agaricomycetes; Cantharellales; Ceratobasidiaceae
Product: Fatty acid hydroxylase superfamily
Exons: 9
Coding region: 1-3399 (1132 amino acids)
Biological process (GO): lipid biosynthetic process
Molecular function (GO): iron ion binding; oxidoreductase activity
Source: RefSeq, a predicted model, not a curated record